Molecule: messenger RNA, 351 nt
Organism: Octopus sinensis (East Asian common octopus)
Lineage: Eukaryota; Metazoa; Mollusca; Cephalopoda; Octopoda; Octopodidae
Product: NAP1-related protein 1-like
Exons: 1
Coding region: 1-351 (116 amino acids)
Source: RefSeq, a predicted model, not a curated record
AUGCUCAUUUUGAGGAGUCUGGUUGACCUCGAUGUGGAUGAGGUGUCCGACGAUGGAUUCUCCUUCUCUAUUUCUAUGGUUUUCCUACUUUUUGACGGACAGGAGUUCAGUCCCAAUGAUUAUUUUUUUGACACUAAACUGGUCCGGAUAUUCUCUUUCGGAAUCAACAACCAGUUGAUAUCCACGUCAAUUGAUGUCAGUUGGAAACAAUUCCAGACUGAGAAGUCAUUUUUUGACUUGUUCACUGAAAUGCGUGGUUGUAAUUCCCAGGAUGUGUCCAUGGCCAUUAAAAAUGAUAUUUGGCCUUCCCCUUUCAAGUUUGUUCGCGAUUCGGCCGCUGAUAAGUUUUGA